CCAUAAAAGAGGAGAGAGAGAGAGCGCGCACUCACAGUCUCACACUCCCUCUUUUGAGUGUGAACUAUGAAAACCAGAGGGGUCUCAAAUGGCGAUUCCGAGAUGCCGUAGCUCAUCCGCCUAAGACCUCUGCAAUCCACAGACUCUUGGCCUCCCUGAAACCUCUUUACAGAGAAAAACCCUAAUCUUUUCUCCAUUCCGUCUCUUCUUCUCCUUUUCCUCCUUCAUUUUCCGUUUCUGCGUCAUCCAUGGCUACGUCCAGAGGACCGACUACCACUCCACCGCCGAUCAUUGGGAAGGCCGGACGGUACACCGUCUUCAUAACGCCGCCCAAGGUGCCGGACCAGACACCGGAGAAGGGGGGGUCACUGGAGAAGGCGGGGUCACCGGAGCCGACACCUGAGAAAGCGUCGCCGCCGGUGAGGCCACCGCCCCAGCAAUUCGGAAAGGCUGCCCCCGAGCCUUCUCCGGCUUCAUUGUUCGGGUUCUUCUGGAAUGCCGUGGCGAAGGUUCAGAGAGUUCAUUCAAGCGUGGAUGAGUAUCUGGCGGACUUGUUCGGGUUAAACCAGUCGAAGUAUCAGUGGGCUCUCAACGAGUAUUACGAGAGCAAAGGAUUGGACAAAAAUGGGUUAAAACCUAAAGAAAUCACAAGCAAGGGGCAAGGUGUCUGAAAGAUGAGGGGGAGCAGGUAAGAUCAUGGAAUGGUGCAGAACUUAGGAACGGUAGCCAAGUUUGGUUCGUGAAUUAUUUUUGAAAUUAUAUCUCCUUUGGGAAUGAUGUAAUUUAAAUUUCAUGUAAGACUGUAGAUGCUUCGUCAUCACAUUUUCUGCUCUUCUGCCGAUGCUGUUGCUCGGUACAUGUAAAAUGUCAGUUUUCCUUGCCGACCAACGACCUCUUUACAGCGUCUCAACUUCUCCUGGCAGUCUAUCGUGAAUCUUGAAGUUUUAAAAUAUCGAAUGGUAUAUAUGGGUAGUCUCACAGACUUUACGUCCUUGUAAAUCGUAACAGUCGUUACCGUCUUGGUUGCAAGUAUCUGUAUAUCUGUAUCUCGUUCUGUGGCUUUCAAGUUUGCUUGCCAAGGUACUCUUAAUACAAAUCGAUCACCGUCCCUCCACCUCUUUCUGCUU
Molecule: messenger RNA, 1127 nt
Organism: Nymphaea colorata (pocket water lily)
Lineage: Eukaryota; Viridiplantae; Streptophyta; Magnoliopsida; Nymphaeales; Nymphaeaceae
Exons: 4
Coding region: 249-671 (140 amino acids)
Source: RefSeq, a predicted model, not a curated record